This is a messenger RNA of Salvia miltiorrhiza (redroot sage), 3282 nucleotides long. RefSeq lists its product as uncharacterized. Lineage: Eukaryota; Viridiplantae; Streptophyta; Magnoliopsida; Lamiales; Lamiaceae. Bases 2154 to 3182 code for a protein of 342 amino acids. The transcript is spliced from 3 exons. Gene Ontology annotation, molecular function: nucleic acid binding; zinc ion binding. The record is from RefSeq and is a predicted model, not a curated record.
AUACUUGAACUUAGAAUAAGUAGAUUCUCGCCCGGAUAAAUUAUUAUAGUUCUUUUCGAAAAAGUAUUCCUUUUAAUAAUUGAUUUUAUCAAAUUAUUUGAAGGCAAUGUGCUUAUAUUUUAUAUCUCAUUAAAUUAUUUUGAUUUUGGACUUUGUAAACAAUUUGCAAAGGGUCUCUUAUUUUAAGAAGCCCACUUUCUCAUUAAGUGGACCGAACAUGUAUAUAUAUAGAUAUAUGUGUGUUUUUGCAUGAGUUUUUAAUCAAUUUUUGGGGCAGUAGAAUUGACACAUUACAUUGUUAUCAAUUAGUUUUAAUGCAUGAUAGGGGGUAGUUCCACGUCCCCAGUCUUCUCCCAUAAAAAUCCUCUCCAUACUUGUUUCAGUUUGACACCAAACUACAGAUUUCCUCCACUAAAUUCUUUACAGCCUCAACACAAUUUCAAUUACAUCUACAAAUCCUCUUUUGCCAUCAAUAACAGCUCAAAAUCGCAGCCCUGCAAAAUUUACUUCAUACCAGAACUCAUUAAGGUCCACUUGAGAGAAGGAAUUAGCUUUGCUUUUACAAGAAGAGAAUUGUACAUCUUUUAUCUACAGGCUUGUUCUAUCGAGGUUGAGCGGCAGAUGGUGUCGUGCGAAGCUGAGGGAGGGUGUUGCUGUAUUCCCAAAUGAAUGUCAAGAAUAAUUUCCGCUGCCAUAGUAUUCACUAAGAUGGAUAUUAUUUGAGAUUAAUUUUUUUUUAUAUAUAUGAACUCCUGAUGUUAUCGCUUUCCUAGCGAUUAUUCCUCUCAUAUAUUAUUUGCUUAGUACUAAAUGUUAUCUUUUUGUCUCAGACCUCCGAACUUUUGAUCCUGGUUGGGAGAAUUUCUAUCUAAGUUGUCAUAUUUAUUAUCCUUCAAUUACGAAAUUCCUUUAUUAUGAAUGUGUCACCCAAAUCUAAGGACAUAUCACCUAUUUUAUCCGAGCAAAGUCUAGAAAUCCCAUUAAGUAGCACGUUUCCUAUUCUCCCGGGAACGAGGGCUGUCACAGAUGGUAUCAGAGCGAAAGUUCUUGGCUCUGAGACCGCAAGUUCAUUGAUGUUGAGUCUAGGAUAGCAUCUCUAGACUUCUAAAAGUUUAUACAGCAACCCUCAGCUCGUCGUCACACUGCCCUCAACCAAGGUAUGUUAAUCAUGUUUUCAAAAUGUUUACUGAAAUGCAUGCACCAAAUGAAUAUGUUAUAAAACAUGUUAAGAUUGAAUAUGCACUGAGAUAGAACAUGCAUUAUGAUUGAACAUGCAUUGAGACGGAACAUGUAUUGAGACUGAACAUGCAUAGAGACGGGACACGCAUUGAGACUGAACAUGCACUGAGACAAAACAUGCGUUGAGACGGAACAUGUAUUGAGACUGAACAUGCAUUGAAACACAGCAUGUAUUGAAACUAUAAACGCACUGAGACUGAACAUGCAUUGAGACAGAAUAUACGUAUUGAGACUGAACAUGCAAUAAGAAUGGAUGUGUUUUGUGAUUGAAUGCAUUGAUAUGAAUUGUGACUGAACAUACACUGAAGCGGAUCAUGUAUGGAGACGUCCGUACACUGAAACGCAACAUGUAUGGAACCUUAACAUUUAUUGAGACUAGACAUGCAUAUAUGAUCAUGAAUUUGAGAUUGAAAUAUUUUAUCAUACAAAAGUAUGUGCCCGACUUAUUUUGAAAUGAGGAAAUGUUGCAUAAAUGAUUAAUAUGCAAUUUAUUACCAUGAGAUGAUUCAACCACUGCAUGUUAUUACAUGUGAACCUAGAAAGGAUAUGAUGACAGACUAUAGUCGCUUAGUGAACUGAUGAAGGAUGUCUUUAGAUUUCUAUUUUUAUGACCAACGGAUUUUAGAAGACAUGAACAGAUUAAGAAUAGAAAGGACUAUACAAUGAAAGCACUGAACAUAGAAUGACAGAACAUAGAAAGUAUAGAACGGUAGAAGCGUAGAACAUAGAAGAAUAAGGCAUAGAAAGUCGGAAUACAAAAGUUAGAAUAUCAAAGCACGAUACAUGAAAGGAUGACUUGUAGACAGCCAACGAUCGUUUCAGACAAUAGAAGGAUCCUUAUGUCACCAGUAUCACAGUUUUUUUUUUAUUAGAAAGAAUGAAGAAGGAGUCCAACAUUAUUAAUUGAAUGCAGAAUGGCUGGAGAAAGAGGAAGAGGGCCUAACCCUGAAGAACAUGUGCCACGAAUUAUACCAGAGCGUAGUGUGGAAGAAAGGUUUCGCAAGCAUAAUCCACCAACUUUUGAUGGCCUCGGUGAUCCUCUGGAUGCCGAGAGAUGGGUAAGAGCUACUGAAAGGAUACUCAACCAUGUUGGCUGUGGGGAUAGGGAGAAACUAACAUGCGCAAUUUUCCAACUUGUUGAUGAGGCUGAAUUCUGGUGGGAAUCGGUGCGACGAACCUUGACCCCUGAGCAAUGGGAGGCGUAUACGUGGAACGAUUUUAAGGAAAGAUUGUAUGAAAAGUAUAUCCCUGGAUGCUAUAGGAAGAAGAAACAGGAUGAGUUUUGGAAUUUAAGACAGGGAAAUAUGACAGUCACUGAGUACGACCGAAUGUUUAACCAGCUUUCGCGAUAUGCUCCGCAUCUAGUUGACACAGACGAGAAAUGUGCAGAAAAGUUUCGUCAAGGUCUGCGGCUCGAGAUAGCCGUUCCACUAGCAAGUCAGGGAACAUUGACGUAUGCUCAAUCGUUGAGCAGGGCCUUAAACAUCGAAGCAAUACUACCAAAGGAAAAAGAGAAUGUGUCAGCACAAGCACAGACCCAAAACUAUGGAAAAAUGAAACGUAAAUGGGAAGGCGGAAAUGAAGGAAACCCAGGAAAAAUGAAGCAACCAUGGAGAGGAACUCAGCAACAACAAGGACAGGCUGAAGGAAAGCCUUUAUGUCCAACAUGUCAGAAAAAUCACUAUGGUGAAUGCAAGAUAGGCUCCAAUGAUUGCUUUAGGUGCAAGCAACCAGGGCAUUUCGCCAGAGACUGCCCAAACAAUAAUGGAAAUAUGGGAAUUUCACAACCUCAGAACUUUGUCCCUCAAAGGCAGAAUCAAGUACCAAUUGGUAAUGAACGACCAAAUCAGAGACAACCUGCACGUGCUAGGGCUUAUGCUCUUAACCAGCAGCAAGCGGCUCAAGCACUUGAAGAUUUAGAAGGUACAAUUGUCAUAAAUUGACGUAUCUAUUUUAACAUGAAGAGCUUCAUACUUUUAUAUCUCUCCAUGCAUGUGAAUGGUAUGGUGGUGGAAGUUUUCAAGAUGAUAUAUAGAAAUGAUA